UUCCAUAUACGGCAGGAGCGUUCUUAAAGGGAGCUCGCUUUAUAAAUUCAGAUUAAGAGAGUUUACGCGAUCAAUCUGCUGGACUAUUAAUAUUUUCCGAAAUGGGAAUAGCCGAUGAGGCUGACCGGACUUUAUUUGUCGGGAACUUGGACCCACAAGUAACAGAAGAACUUAUAUUCGAGCUGUUUGUACAGGCUGGGCCACUAACCAAAGUCAAAAUCCCAAAAGACAACGAUGGAAAAUCAAAACAGUUUGCAUUUGUAAACUUCAAGCACGAGAUCUCUGUGCCCUAUGCUUUACAUUUGCUGAACGGUAUUCGUCUGUUUGGAAGGCAACUAAACAUACAGUUCAGAUCCGGAAGCAGUCAUAUUAAUCAGGAGGGGAAAAGUCCAGCAAACUCUCAAAACCCCAGUCCAGCAAAUACACCUGGUCACCGUGGUGGAAGAACCCCAGAGCAGACGGGCUCUCCAUCCUACUCCCCUCCACAACGUCUGCAAAAGUCUUUUUCAUCACCUGACAGCUUACAGAGACAUGCAAUGGUUAACAGUAUGUGGCAACUUCAGAUGCAGCAGUUGCAACACCUAAAUGGGUCCUUCCAGAUGGGCGUUCAGCAGUUAAGAGGUGGUGCUGGAGGAGUAGACAGUAACCCCCAGCAACAGGAUUGGGUGGGUCAGCAUGGUCGUCGUCACUCACAUCAGGAAAAUAGCAGCCAUCAUGGACGAGAUCAACGGCACGGUAGCGCCGGGAGCAAUCACGAUCGCCAUCGUCGUGAUGGUCAGCGGGGUGAAUACUACCACCACGAAGAUCGUAGUGGAGGCCGCAACAGAAACCACACCCCUGAAAGAUGGAGAGACUCAAGAGACGGGUCUAGAGGAGGACGAUGGAAUCGGUUUUAAAAAAUUAACUUAUGUAUUUUAGUUUUCCUGUAGACUUUUUUUUAAAUCAAUUGUUUUAAUGAACCCAAUUCUCUCCCUAGAUUUUUUUAAAAAUUAUUUUUGUUUACUUAAGAUCAGGCUUCAGUUAUAUAAAAAAAGGUACCUGACAACUAUAAGGAAAAGAAUCACUGUGCAGAUCAGAAAUGCAAGAAAAAAUAUAGAACAAGUAAUUAACUUGCCAUUUUGUACACUGGCCAUUUAAAAAACAAUAUAAUCUCAGGGAGAAACUUUUGUUUAUAUAUUUUUAUAAUUUCCUUUCUAGGAAAUUUCUGUAUUUUCAAUGCCACAAUAACUUCACAAUUUAAUACGCUACAAAUUUGUCUAGAAAUAAUCUUAGUUUUCCAGUUGGGCAUUUCUUAGAAUUUCACUUUGACAAAUAGUAAACUAGUUUGUUAUAACAAGUGCUUUGUCUUGAUGUACAAGUUUUUUUCAAAACUUUUUUACUUAAAACAUUCCUCUUUUGAGGGCACUUUUCAAAUUUGCUCUUCCUCAAGACUGCCAUGGAACAAUUAGUUUUUAAUAAAAACGUUUUUGUCAUGUAUAACUGCACCAACUGUUCAUUUUCAUAAAAGUUACAGUUUUCAAA
Molecule: messenger RNA, 1521 nt
Organism: Paramisgurnus dabryanus
Lineage: Eukaryota; Metazoa; Chordata; Actinopteri; Cypriniformes; Cobitidae
Gene: rbm7
Product: RNA binding motif protein 7
Biological process (GO): regulation of alternative mRNA splicing, via spliceosome
Cellular component (GO): nucleus
Molecular function (GO): single-stranded RNA binding
Source: RefSeq, a predicted model, not a curated record